Molecule: messenger RNA, 1305 nt
Organism: Humulus lupulus (European hop)
Lineage: Eukaryota; Viridiplantae; Streptophyta; Magnoliopsida; Rosales; Cannabaceae
Product: serine/threonine-protein kinase BSK5-like
Exons: 6
Coding region: 16-606 (196 amino acids)
Biological process (GO): brassinosteroid mediated signaling pathway; protein phosphorylation
Molecular function (GO): protein kinase activity; ATP binding
Source: RefSeq, a predicted model, not a curated record
UUGGUGGCCGAUUUUAUGCCCCAUGAAACUCUCACUAAGCAUCUUUUUCACUGGGAUGCUCAACCAGUGAAAUGGGCCAUGAGAUUGAGGGUGGCUUUGCAUCUGACACAAGCUCUGGAGUACUUUAGCAGCAAAGGGCGUGCAUUGUAUCACGAUCUCAAUGCCUACAGGGUUUUAUUUGAUCAGGAUGGCAAUCCCAGACUAUCUUGCUUUGGCCUCAUGAAGAAUAGCAGGGACGGCAAGAGUUACGGUACAAACUUAGCAUUCACUCCUCCGGAGUACCUGAGAACUGGUAGAGUAACACCAGAAAGUGUGGUUUACAACUUUGGAAUGUUGUUGCUGGAUCUUCUGAGUGGAAAACAUAUACCCCUAGCACUUGAUCUAAUUCGUGGCAAGAAUUUUCUGAUGCUUAUGGAUUCUGCUCUAGAGGGUAAUUUUUCAAAUGAUGAUGGAACUGAACUUGUGCAUUUAGCCUCCCACUGUUUGCAGUAUGAAGCACGUGAGAGACCAAAUGCAAAGUCUCUUGUCACUUCUUUCAUGUCUCUUCAGAAAGAAACAGAGAUUUUGGGAGAUGAAAAGAGUGGAAAUGGAUUAUGCAAACAAUGAUAUUCUUGGAAAAGCAGUUGAGAAGAGUCUUAGCAGCAUUCUAGCAAGUGAGUUUUAUUUAAAGAUGCGUGUUAGAUUUAAAAUUGUUCAAAAAUCUUAUUAUUUGGAUAGAUUGAUAUGGUAAAUAACUUAAAUGUAUUGAAAACUAUAUUUUAUGUUAUAAGAGAAUUUGAAAACUAAUAUUGGUGGGGCUUUAGUAUGAUUUAUGCUUACUUAGUUGUGGCAGAGGAAUUGGUUCGUAAUAAUUAGUUGGAGGAUACCAAUAGGGUUCUCUUGUGGGGUGGUGGUUUAUUCUUGUCCCAUGUGCCUUUUUUUUUUAAUUUUUUUUAUGGAAUAUACGUGUACAAGUAAUGUUAGCAUUUUCUUUUUUAUAAGUUGAUGCAAUGUCUUGAGAUUAUUCCUUUUAAGGUUGAGGACUUCAGUUGUAGUUGUCUGAGUUAUGAUUGAUGUUUACAAUAGUGAUUGUAUAUAAUUGCUGCAUAUAUAACAUGUUCAGUUACAUUUUAAUUGUAGUCAUAAGGUUUCUUGUUCUACUGAUUUUCUUUAUUGAUUAAGAUAAUAUAUAAUGUAUUUUCUUAGUUAUGCAUAUACAUGAACUGUUCUAAUAGGUGAUAAUAAAUAAAGCAAUCUACAUUUGUUUUGAUAUGAGUUUUUGCUGCUAAACAAUCUAAGGGCUUCUCUUUUCUUCACUCCAUCCCA